Molecule: messenger RNA, 3539 nt
Organism: Zootermopsis nevadensis
Lineage: Eukaryota; Metazoa; Arthropoda; Insecta; Blattodea; Termopsidae
Product: A disintegrin and metalloproteinase with thrombospondin motifs 12
Biological process (GO): proteolysis; extracellular matrix organization
Cellular component (GO): extracellular matrix
Molecular function (GO): metalloendopeptidase activity
Source: RefSeq, a predicted model, not a curated record
CAGUCGCAUGAUCUCUGCUCCAGAAGCAACACGUCGCAUUCUUGAAUAUUGACUGACAGUUGGCCUAAAACAUCAGGAAAGUGAAAGAAGACGUUAUCAACUAUUUGAAGUACCAAAUCUAACAACUCCAACAAGGAAUUUGUUCCCUCGGAUCAUUGUCCAACCACAUCAAGAUGUGUGCAUGUGGACUCCCUCUAUGUUGGAACUCAAUUCUCUUGAAGUAAUCCACGAUGCAAUAUUUACCAAACGGACUAUUCUUUUUCAACUGCAAUACAUGCAUAAUUACCUCAAUCAACUUAUUGAAGAGAGUUUACAAGCAGCGGAGAACGCAACAAGUAAAAAAGAGUGAAAGAAAAUUCUUCAAGCCUUUGAUUAACAACAAGACAGAGCAGGAAUAAUGAAUAAAGGGAACAUGAAGUUUGCACCUUUUCUGGGUAUAUUUCUGCUUUUGAUGCAAAACGUCGAAUGUUUCGGCGCGAAGGACCACAGAUGGAUAAACACAGACACUGAAGGACGAUACACAAGGCAUAUAGAAGACCAUAAAUUUCUGGCACCGAGGAAGAUAAAUAAGGACGGCGAGUUCUUGUCCUACUCCAUUCCGCACUUCUACGAACGAGAUACGAGCAGGCGAAAAAAACGAGAUCUUCCGGACGAAUCCGAAAAAGUGCAUUACGGCCUUGCAAUUUACGGCAAGGAACAACUCGUAGAACUCUGGCCUAACUAUGACUUCAUAUCACCAGGAAUGAUGAUAGAAGAACGGGGUCCUGGCGCUAGCGUAGACGUCAAUAAAGUAAAGAUAAGACCAGCGAACAGAACUCAGUGUCAUUACGUCGGCCGCGUAAAAGGUCAGAACAACUCUCGUGUAGUACUCUCGGUCUGCGACGGAAUGUCUGGCUACAUUAAGACGAACGAAGGUCAUUACUUCAUCGAGCCCAUGAAAGGUCACCAGCGGGAGGAGGAUGGCCUGCAAGUACACAUAGUGCAUAAGAGAUCUGUAAGCGAACACAAAACCUGUGGCACUGGCGGCUGGGAGGACGGAUGGCGAGACCGCCUUAAGUUGGAGCACAGAUGGGUUCGGACCGCGAGGUCGACCACUGAUAGCAAACACCGCUACUUGAAGCUGCUUGUGGUGGCCGAUAAGUCGUUUCUGUACUACCAUAAGAACAUCGACGUCGAGACCUACAUCCUGACUGUAAUGAACAUGGCGUCUGACUUCUAUCACGAUGCCAGUUCCGGAAACCUUAUGGACAUUGUAGUAGUGCGUAUCAUCUACUUGUACAAGCAGGAGGAAGAAAAAGACCUCUACAUCAACCGAGAUGCUGAAAAGACGCUUAAAAGCUUUUGCGAGUGGCAAGCAUCGGUAAACCCACAAGACGUAACGCAUCCCAACCAUCACGAUAUUGCUGUUCUGCUCACGAGGUACGAUAUCUGCUCUGAUAACGUGACCGAGUGCGGUCUCCUGGGGCUCGCUUACUUGGCACAAGCCUGCAAUCCCAAAAUGUCGUGCGCUAUCUGCGAAGAUACUGGAUUGGCACUGGGAAUCACUGUAACCCACGAGGUCGGGCACGUAAUGGGCUGUGGGCACGACGACAAGAUCGAUUCAGAAUGCGAGCCCAUGGCAGACAAGGUCAACGCCCACGUCAUGUCACCAUAUGUUCAAAUGGCGACUGCAAAUUGGUCAACAUGCAGCAAGAAGUUCAUGCAGGAGUUUCUCGACAACGGACUCGGAGACUGCCUUUUGGACGAACCGCAAGAAUACAACUUCAAUUUACCGGACAUGCCUCCUGGAGCUAUGUACGACGCUAACUUUCAAUGCGCUCAGGACUUCAAGAUUCCGGACACAGUGUCCUGUGACAUGGGUCCUGAAGCCAACUGCGAAGCUCUAUACUGUGAGCAUACACCCAAAAAAUGUGGGUCACACAUGCAGCCACCUGCUGAUGGAACCAGAUGUGCUGCCAACAAAUGGUGCUAUAACAGGAAGUGCGUGCCAUAUGGGCUGAGACCCCAGGCUAGGAACGGAGAAUGGGGUGCGUGGACAUCGUGGUCCGACUGCUCCCGAACCUGUGGAGGAGGCGUCAGCUUUAGCGAACGAGACUGCAACAAUCCUGCACCCCAAAACCACGGCAGGUACUGCCUGGGAGCGCGUAAGAAAUACCGCGUCUGCAAUACAAGUCCGUGCGACCCCAAAGACGCUACCUUCCGAGAAGAGCAGUGCAGCCAACAUGACGAUACGGUGCAUCAUUGGACCCCGUUUUUAAAGAUUGAGCCAAAAGAAGUGUGUAAUUUGUUGUGUAUAAACGAAGACGGAAUUAUCAAGUCGAUGUCACCAAGAGUAAAAGAUGGAACUCCCUGCAGACCAGGAACCAAGGACCUGUGUACAGCGGGCACGUGUCAAGUUGUUGGAUGUAACUGGAUUCUAGGGUCGGACGCCGUUGAAGACCAGUGCGGGGUGUGCAACGGUGAAGGCAAGGAGUGCACAAUUGUGGAAGAUACAUUCAAGGACACCGGAAGAGGAUAUGUGAAGAUAGCAACCAUUCCUGCCGGUAGCAUGAGGAUAUCAAUCGAGGAGCUAAACCCAAGUACCAACACGCUAGCCCUGAAGGCAGAGGAUGAUAAAACGUUUUACCUGAAUGGAGACUACAGCGAGGAGAGCGACAAGGAACUUCAUCUCUCUGGAACAGUCGGCUAUUAUUUCCACCCAAAGGCAGACCAAGAGAAGAUUGUCAUCGAUGGUCCAACAACAAACCAGAUUCUUCUGUAUGGAUGCUUCUUCGGCGACGCAAAUCCUGGCAUCACUUACAAAUACGCAAUGCCUAACAGUGGACAGAAAGAAACCUAUGAGCCCAAAUACCACUGGGAGUUCGUGGAAUGGGGCGAGUGCAACAGGCGAUGUGGGGGUGGGACACAGGAGUCUGAACCCAAGUGCGUCGAGAAACGAGACGGAGUAGUCAGUGAUUCAUUUUGCCCGUCGGCUGACAAACCGAAGGUAACAAACCGCCCUUGCAACCAGGAACCAUGCAAGGCGCGUUGGAAACCCGGUCAAUGGGGAAAGUGUAACGGAUGCGUGUUCAAAACCGGAUAUAGGAUCCGGGGGGUUGAAUGUAUUCAGGAAUCGCCAAUUAAAAACGAGGAGACAAGAACAGAUGAUAGGAACUGCAAGGGAAAGAAGCCACAGCACGCGGUCUUAUGCAACAGCUUCAAACCGUGCGGGAACGACGAGAUCAGGUUUCCGAGGAAAGCGUAGCACAAGACCAAUCACAAAGGGUUGGGAACGCGUUCAAUUGUGGUAGAUAAAGCCCCUCCGAAGCGUUUCCAUAUAUUCGAGGUGCCCAAUCAGAAAACAAAGAACGAAAUGAUUUUCUCGGACGAGGCGAGUUAAGCAUUGGGAGACCAAGGGAACCAAAGCACAACAGCAGAUAAAGGAGGGACAAAGGGAGAUAGAAAGAAAUAAAAUAUUGCAAAAAGUGCAAUAAAUGUGUACAAACAAGACUGUUCAUAAACUCUGUGAAAUUAUUAAAAUACUUUUUACCUCUGUAAAA